ACCGUCCUUUCAUUCGACGCGUCGACGCUGUAUCGUUUGCUAAUCACGGCCACCUCCCAUCGUCGCGCCCACUAUCCUCACGUCGCUGCGCGUCCACGCCACCUGACCACCCGCCUUCGCCAUGGCUGCGAAGAGAAAGGCCGCCGCGAUGGCGCCAGGUGACGAGGAGCCCAUAGAUCCUGCCGACGAGCUGCUCUUCUACUGCCUGGGCGGUGGCAACGAGGUUGGCCGGUCCAGCCAUAUCAUACAAUACAAGGGAAAGACGGUCAUGCUUGAUGCUGGAAUGCAUCCGGCCUACGAUGGCCUGGCCGCCUUGCCCUUUUACGACGAGUUCGACCUGAGCCAAGUUGACGUCCUUCUAAUCAGCCAUUUCCACAUCGACCACGCAGCGUCGUUACCAUAUGUCCUAGCUAAGACGAAUUUCAAAGGCCGCGUCUUCAUGACGCACCCCACCAAAGCCAUCUACAAAUGGCUUAUCCAGGACAGCGUCCGUGUGGGCAACAUUUCCUCGUCCUCAGAAUCCCGCAUCCAGCUCUACAACGAAGCCGAUCACCUCUCGACAUUUCCUCAAAUCGAGGCCAUCGACUACUACACCACCCAUACUAUCUCUUCCAUCCGCAUCACGCCAUAUCCUGCGGGCCACGUCCUCGGCGCCGCCAUGUUCCUCAUUGAGAUUGCCGGUCUCAAGAUCCUCUUUACCGGUGACUACUCGAGAGAGGAAGACAGGCAUUUGAUCUCCGCUGAAGUACCAAAGAACGUCAAGGUCGACGUGCUAAUCACCGAAUCGACGUUCGGUAUCGCAUCGCAUAUCCCACGCCUGGAGCGCGAAGCCGCACUGAUGAAAGCUAUCACAUCGAUCUUAAACCGUGGCGGACGCGCGCUGCUUCCUGUAUUCGCUUUGGGUCGAGCCCAAGAGCUGCUGCUCAUCUUGGACGAGUACUGGAGCAAGCACCCAGAGUACCAGAAAAUGCCGAUCUACUACGCCUCCAACAUUGCGAGAAAAUGUAUGGUUGUUUACCAGACUUAUGUCUACGCCAUGAACGACAAUAUCAAGAGAUUGUUCAGGGAACGUAUGGAAGAGGCAGAGGCUAGCGGUGAUGCAAACAAGGCCGGCCCAUGGGACUUUAAAUUCGUAAGGAGUCUGAAAUCGCUCGAGCGAUUCGACGAUGUCGGCGGUUGCGUCAUGCUGGCUUCGCCAGGUAUGAUGCAGAAUGGUGUGAGUCGAGAAUUGUUGGAGAGAUGGGCGCCAGAUCAAAGGAACGGCGUGAUCAUGACCGGUUAUUCGGUAGAGGGGACUAUGGGCAAAAUGAUCAUGCACGAGCCGGAUCAGAUCCAAGCGGUCAUGACAAGGGGAAAUGCCGCGAGACGUGGGCCCGGUGGCAAGGACGAGCAAGUCAUGAUCCCUCGCAGGUGUAGUGUGCAAGAAUUCAGUUUUGCUGCACACGUCGAUGGUACUGAGAAUAGGGAGUUCAUCGAGGAAGUGGCCGCGCCCGUGGUGAUCCUAGUCCAUGGUGAGAAGCAUAACAUGAUGCGUCUCAAGUCGAAGCUCCUGUCUCUGAACGCCGAUAAAACCAAGCCCGUCAAAGUCUUCUCGCCCGCCAAUUGCGAAGAGCUCCGCAUCCCCUUUAAGGCAGACAAAAUUGCCAAGGUCGUGGGCAAGCUCGCGCAGAUCCCGCCUCCAAUGCCGCAGCGCAUCAAGGGGGAAGAGCAGGAAGAAGGUGAUGAAACCAACGGCAACGGGAAGCCCGAGGACCAGCAUGCCCAGCUCAUCAGCGGCGUUCUGGUACAGAAUGACUUUAAGAUGAGCUUGAUGGCCCCUGAAGACCUACGCGAGUACGCCGGCCUCACGACUACGACUAUUGCCUGCCGGCAGCACCUGACGCUAAGCGCGGCGGGUGUGGCGCUGAUCCGGUGGGCGCUCGAGGGCACGUUUGGCGCGCUGCGUACACUACCGUCAGACAUGAACGGCAAGGAGGAGGAGUCGAACGGCGUGCAUAAGAGCGAGAGCGGCGAGGAGGAGGCUGAUGAGGAGAUUGACCGCCAGACGACAAGCUUCGUCGUCAUGGAUUGUGUCACGGUUCACUGCCGCAGCGGCGGCCGCGUCGAAGUCGAAUGGGAAGGCAACAUGAUUAACGACGGCAUUGCCGACGCCGUACUCGCCGUCCUGUUCACUGUCGAGAGUAGCCCCGCAGCCGUGAAGCAAUCUUCAUCCAAGCACACACACAAUCACGGACCUUCCGCCCCCGCAAAACCCAACCCCCACGCAGCGGUCGACCCGCAAACACGCUUCUCGCGCCUCUGCAUGUUCCUGGAAGCACAGUUCGGGUCCAACAUCACGCCGAUCGCGCGGCCCAAGCUUCCGUCCACUGACUCCGCGGCCAACGCCACCACCACCGCUAGCAAGGACAACACGCCCACGCCGCCGACCGUCUCGGUUGCUGGGCUGCCGUCUGAUGCGGACGCGGAGGAACUUUCACCCGCGGAUCAAGCGGAGCUCAAACGCCUGCAUGCGCUGGGCAUUCCGGUGCCGGGCAUUGAGAUCCGGUUUGAUAAGCAUGUUGCACGUGUGUGGCUGGAGGGUUUGGAUGUUGAGUGCGCGAAUGGCGUUUUGAGGGAUCGGGUGCGCGCGGUGGUGGACCGGGCGGUGGAAGUUGUGGCGCCGAUUUGGAGGGAAUAGGAGGCUAGGAGAUGAAGAGAGUAAGGGAGAGGACAGAGAAAAAAUGCAGAGAAGUAGGGGGAUGGACUGAGUACUGGAAAAUGUUGUGGACAGAACUCGCACGCUCUUGGGGAAAAGCGGUAAACGGGAGACGGCAGAUGGCAGAUGACAGACAGACAAACAGACAGAUACAAACGGAAGUAUUGCAGAACCUGGUAUGUAGGCAGGCGGUGGCGGCCAUCUAGGGCAUGACGAAACUGCAGCGCCGCAUUCUUUCUCUCUCCUCGCCUUCUCGCACUCGCACUCGCACUCUUCCUCUUCUAUCCACCAUGCGAUGGAUCGGCUGCUCUCUAUGCGCUACACGAAGACGACGGAACCAAAAAGACUGCCAACAAGAUAGGUAGCUAAUUAGCAGCAAUCAAAGUUGCGAGAUGAGAA
Messenger RNA from Aplosporella prunicola CBS 121167, 3094 nucleotides. RefSeq lists its product as uncharacterized. NCBI's taxonomy places the organism in Eukaryota, Fungi, Ascomycota, Dothideomycetes, Botryosphaeriales, Aplosporellaceae. The transcript is spliced from 5 exons. Gene Ontology annotation, cellular component: mRNA cleavage and polyadenylation specificity factor complex. Bases 122 to 2677 code for a protein of 851 amino acids. Gene Ontology annotation, molecular function: RNA endonuclease activity; 5'-3' exonuclease activity; RNA binding. The record is from RefSeq and is a predicted model, not a curated record. Gene Ontology annotation, biological process: mRNA 3'-end processing by stem-loop binding and cleavage.